UUGAAUGCCUGUGAAUGAAAUCUAAAAUGACGUUAGGUAGGCAUGUCUGUUAUUUGUGGUGCGUUGUUCUAGCUGCACUUGCAGAAGCUUGGCUUAUUGGUUCAGAAAUGCGCAGUGUCACAGUCUGACGUGGUACUACCGCGCCUAUCCGUGUGUUUAUAUCUGACACCUGACGGCGUGUUCCUUUCUCCGUGCCCCUGAUCACGACCACUUCGACUGCAGACCAGCGACUCUCCCGCUUUAUGGAAACCGAGGCUGUGCGUUCUGUUGUGUUCAUGCUGCCUCCCAAGAACUGCCUCCCGAGGAACUACAGCUGCAUAGCUGGGUUGUUCGGGAGCUUGACAGCAGACCCGAGACUAGAAGACGAAGAGGGGAUGGAGCUGAACGGAACAAGCGAGACCAUCGAGAUGCACCAUGUGGUGGAUGAGAGACCAAGAGGCCGGGAAUCCUUCCUCAAACCCCCGCAGAGUCCGAACCUGCGCCGGAGGUGCAAGUCUCUGCCGACCCCCAUAGAGAGAGCGAAGCUUGAGAUCUCCCGCCGCCGGAGUCCCUGCAGCCAGAAAAAGGUCCGUUUCGCCGACUCUCUGGGUCUGGAGCUCACCUCUGUGAAGCACUUCAAUGACACAGACAUGCCCGAUGUGCCGGAGCGCAUAAUGGCCAGAUUCGACAGGGGUCCCCUCCAUCUGAACCCCUUUGACAAGUUCCCCAGGGCACCGACCAACCAGUCAAGUUUUAUGGAGCUGCAAUUCAAGAACCCCGGGACCCUGCCAGGCUUUACUGAGAAAGUGAAAGAAGUGAAAGUGUUGUUGGAGUGUGCUGAAGCCGACGAGUUCAGUCUGUCGGGCUUCGUGCGGGUUUUGAACAUGGCUUUCGAGAAAAGUGUCUAUUUGAGGUUCUCAAUCAACAACUGGAUAACCUUCAUGGACAGUCUGACAUCAUAUGUCCCAGAAUCAAGCGACGGUGUGACAGACAAAUUCUCCUUUAAGAUAAUCACCCCAACAACGUUUCUGGAGAGCGGAGGCACAUUCCAGUUUGCCAUUAGAUACUGCGUUGGUGGAGAUGAGUAUUGGGACAAUAAUAACGGGGUCAACUACAAAGUGCGACGCCACAGGUUUAAGAUUUCCCCACCCCGUGAGUGGGAGGAUGGCUGGAUUCACUUCAUCUAACCUGCAUGCGUCCUUGGCGUUCUCACCGGCGCACUGUAUUUGACAGAAUUGAAAGACAAGCCCUUCAUUAGGUGUCCGCCGUGAGAGGUAAAUCUGCUGUAUGAUAAUUAGCCUUGGUGUUGGGGACUUUGUAGUCCUGUGCCCUUUGGUGUGGCACGACUAUACUCUUAUGUAAUGCAGGGACAUGUGCCAUUGAAAACGUGCCAGGAAUAUACCCCAUUUAAGCGUCACUGUCCCUCUCUAAAACGCAGCGAUGCUCUCUUCAAUCCCCACUUUUGACUAUUUCAUUAAACAUCUUGUGCGAUGUCUUAACUGUCAACGACUGCUUAUACAAAACUGAAGAAAAUGGUUAUGAAAAACACUAAGACAGUCUUCUCUCUGUUUAUUUCCGAUAGCAUGGGACUGUGCUCACGUGCAUCCCCCUGUGUACCUGUCAUGCCGGAUUUCAAUCCUAUUCUCUCCUCUGAAAACUCCAGCGGAUGGGGCAGGCCGAAGCUCAGUCACAACAAUAUUCGCACUGGAUCAACAAAGGAAAUAUCAAAUUGUCAUUUGUUUUACCAAUUCCUCAUCUUUUCAUCUUCUUGGAUCUGCCUUAUAACUAAAGGGGAACGCUGCUGUGCUUUUAUCUUGAUCAAUAUUGGGUGUAUUCAGUUUUAUAACUAUUUGAACAUGAAUAUUUCAAUGUUGGGGAAAUGUUUAAACCCUCUCUAUAGCACUGCUCCACGAGAUGAUGUUAGAAAAAGGAAAUCAUCUCACGAGCCUUGUUCGCUGGUUAUAAAUGCACCAGAAUGUUUUCUCCAGAGGAUGGUAACCAAUAGCAGGAGAGUAGACUGUGUCAGAGUGGAGCCCUACAGUCUAGCAGUAUGCUAGCCUAUUAGGAUGCUCUGGUAUGACCCCAAACAUGUUACAUAAUAAUAUGUGGAUCUUUACCACUCUCAAAUGCCAAAUAAUGCAUUUGCUAUAUGCAUUAUUUUAAACUAGAGGACAUGUAUAUUUGACAACAAAAAAAACUAUUGUACAGAACAUUUUGUACAGGAUCUUAUGCUAGAUCUUUCUCUGCAGUGCAGCCUGCAUGUAUCUGACAGGUGAUAUUUUACAACACUCCUGUUGUGACUCUUGAUCUCAACCAGUCACAAUAUUUCACCAGGUGUCUUGUAAACAAUAGUUGAGGAUAGCUCUAACCCUAAGGUCCACUGCAGAGUCAGUCACCACUGCCUCACCCAUACAGUAUCUCUACCUUCUUCAAGGUUGAGCUUUAAUGACAAAAUCCACAGGCAUAUCACUCCAUUUUUAUAACUGUUAUUACACAAUGAUAAAUUACAGAGACAGAUACUGUUGGACUUUUGUUUCUGUUCCUUGUUGGACCUGAAAUGCAACUGUUCCUGUGGAAAAUUAUGCAUUUACCUCAGAUCGUUUCUAGAGUGCGGACCUGACGAUCUUCCAAAAAUUCCAGGUUUCUCUCCUUUUAUUCAGGUUGAACAAAACAAAACAUUAUUUUUUUAUGAAGUACAGUAGAACCAAAAUAGUCAAACUCACGCCAUUUUUAAAACACAUCCAGUCCAGUAAAACAGUAGCAUUCAUUGUCAGUAUUUUGUAAAUAACUUCCACUGUGCAAUGUUGUAUUUUACAGUAGGACUAUGGUGAUGACAGCAUCUAAACUACUUUUACUGAUUUCAAAGUUGUAAUGUUCGACUUGGCUGAUGAUAUAGAAAAGAGCCGUGUUUGUUUGGUAGGACUACAUAUUGUACAGUUGAUGCUAUUGCACUGGUGCUUCAUGCUGAAAUCAUUUGUUGACACAUUGGCAUCACAUAAUGCAUGUGUCAAACUCCUUCCACUGAGGGCUGAGUGUCGGCGGGUUUUUGCUCCACCCUUGUACUUGAUUGAUGAAUUUAGGUCAACAAUUAGUAAGGAACUCCUCUCACCUGGUUGUAUUUGACACCCCUGACAUGAGGUGAGUGACCUCAUUAUGGAUGGAUGUCAAACUAAACUUAGGUUAUGUAACGCAACAGCCCACAUUACACAAACGGUUUGUCUACAUGUGUACUGGAUGUACAGCAUGUUUACAUUCGAGUUUGUAUUUAUUUGGGUUGUUAUAAUUUGUGAGAGUUUUCUAUGACAUGAAUGCUUGGAAUGUAUCAAUAUUUUGUUUUGAGUAGGACGCCUCUGAGAGAUCAGCAACUUGGAGAUGUAUCUGUUUAGAAAAUGGAAUGCAUCUCUGAGACUAACAGAUGUAGUUAUAUAAUAUAGUUAGUUACUGUUGACUGGCUAUGGUGGUCAGUAAGAAAAGCCUGUGUUUACAUGAUCCAGGACUUGGAGGGAGCUUGGUCAGAUAAUUCAACCCUUGAGAUUGAAAAUGGAAAAUAGACUACUCAUGUGACCACUGAGCAUGUCCAAAUGACUCAAACAAUUUAGCAGAGUUGUUUGGCUUAUAGCAGAGUUGUUUGGUUUCCAGAGUCCAGCGGUUGGCUCUUUCUAAUAUCUCCAUGGGAAAUCUGUAGAGCCUGGUUGGACCAAAAUAACCUCACUCAUGGUCUCACGUCCACCAUGACAUCAACCGACCUCUAGGGCUGCACGAUAUGGGCAAACAAAUGUAAUAGCGAUUUUUAUUUUUAACAAAUAUGGUUAUUGCGAUUUGACGUGCAAUAAAUAUCAAAAUAUUUGGGUGAACUGUUGGAAUUAUAGAAAUAGACUGAAUUAUAGCUAAGUGGAAAGCAGCAUCGUUCUUGUUUGGAACAAUUUGUUGACUGCAUUGACCUGACGGAACAACAUGCACAUGUAUAGUCAAUCAUCUAACAGCGAGGGGGAGGAACUGCGCUGCUUGAGUGACAGGGGGCGAGGCUUAGUGUGUGUGCGAAGCAGCCGCAAGAGGAGAAAAAAACGGAGUUAACUCUAAAACCUAAAGUUACUCAAGGCUGAGAUGCGUUUAAAAAAUAUUGCUUAUGAUAUGGAUCUUUUACGAUAUGGAUAUUGCACAUGUCAAUAUGUGAUUUUGAUGUGAAUUCGAUUAAUUGUGCAGCCCACUCUUGAGUUGAGACAUGACCAUUGGUUGACACUGGUUGGCCUCACUGUGUUCAGAAGCAUGCUAGUCUGUGCAGUCAGUGAGUUCCACACACGGCAGCUGUAUCUCCACAAAGACUACUGUGGUCAACAAGAUGUCACGCCUUGUCAGAGAUUGUUUUAUGUUCUUAAGUCUGAUUAAAUAUAAUGGGUAUUUUUCCUCAUGUAG
This is a messenger RNA of Salvelinus namaycush (lake trout), 4392 nucleotides long. Its product is annotated as protein phosphatase 1 regulatory subunit 3E. The record is from RefSeq and is a predicted model, not a curated record. Gene Ontology annotation, cellular component: protein phosphatase type 1 complex. Gene Ontology annotation, molecular function: glycogen binding; protein phosphatase 1 binding. The transcript is spliced from 2 exons. Bases 243 to 1166 code for a protein of 307 amino acids. NCBI's taxonomy places the organism in Eukaryota, Metazoa, Chordata, Actinopteri, Salmoniformes, Salmonidae. Gene Ontology annotation, biological process: regulation of glycogen biosynthetic process.